AUGUACAAGAUGAACAUCUGCAACAAGCCCUCCAACAAGACAGCGCCGGAGAAGAGUGUGUGGACAGCACCCCCCCAGGCCAGCGGACCCCCCCCAGAGCUGCAGGGCCAGCGGUCCCGCCGGAAUGGGUGGAGCUGGCCCCCUCACCCGCUCCAGAUUGUGGCCUGGCUGCUGUACCUCUUCUUCGCUGUGAUCGGCUUUGGGGUCCUUGUGCCGCUCCUGCCUCACCACUGGGUGCCUGCUGGCUAUGCUUGCAUGGGCGCCAUCUUUGCUGGUCACCUCGUGGUGCAUCUGAUUGCUGUCUCCAUCGAUCCAGCAGAUGCCAACGUGAGGGUCAAGAGCUAUGCAGGGCCCUUGCCCAUCUUCAACCGCAGCCAACACGCACAUGUCAUUGAAGACCUGCACUGCAAUCUGUGCGACGUAGAUGUGAGCGCUCGCUCCAAACACUGCAGUGCCUGCAACAAGUGCGUGUGCGGCUUCGACCACCACUGCAAGUGGCUCAACAACUGUGUGGGAGAAAGGAACUACCGGCUCUUUCUACACAGUGUGGCAUCUGCCUUGCUGGGGGUCCUGCUCCUCGUGCUGGUGGCCACUUAUGUCUUCGUGGAGUUCUUUGUCAAUCCCAUGCGGCUGCGCACCAAUUACCACUUUGAAGUCCUGAAGAAUCACACAGAUGUAUGGUUCGUUUUCCUGCCUGCCGCCCCCGUGGAAACCCAGGCUCCUGCCAUCCUGGCCCUGGCCGCCCUCCUCAUCCUUCUGGGCCUGCUCUCCACAGCCCUGCUGGGCCACCUGCUCUGCUUCCACAUCUAUCUCAUGUGGCACAAGCUCACAACCUAUGAGUACAUCGUGCAGCAUCGUCCGCCACAGGAGGCCAAGGGGGCUGACAGGCAGCUCGACUCAUGUCCCCCCAAGAUGCGACCCAUCCAGGAAAUGGAGUUCUACAUGCGGACCUUCAGCCACGUGCGCCCAGAGCCCCCUGGCCAGCUCAGGCCUGCUGCAGUGAGUGCCAAUGGCCAAGUGGAGCCUCCACUACCCUCUUCUCCAGAGACUCUGGCUCUGCCCCCCAGGAUCCGGCCCCAGAAAAAGAGGAAGCCGGGGCCCCCGGUCCCCGGCCACCGCUCCAGCUCCUCGUCGUCGGAUUCUCAGGGCGCUAGCCCGGUGCUCGUCGCUGGCCCUGCAGGCGCCUUCCACUCGGCGUCAGCGGAGUCCAUGGACGAGAUUCCCGUGGCUCAGACGCGCCUGGGCAGCGCCGCGCUGGCCGCUCCCGGAGCCCGGGGCCGAGAGCCAGGGCUGGGGCUGCAGGCGCGUGUGCCUGCUGUGUUCGUGAGCCCGAGCAGUGGCGAGCCCAGGGUGCGGGGCAGCCCAGAGGCCUGCCUGGCUUAG
This is a messenger RNA of Pipistrellus nathusii (Nathusius's pipistrelle), 1383 nucleotides long. Lineage: Eukaryota; Metazoa; Chordata; Mammalia; Chiroptera; Vespertilionidae. The record is from the annotation of a GenBank genome assembly.